Messenger RNA from Toxorhynchites rutilus septentrionalis, 1564 nucleotides. RefSeq names its product cyclin-dependent kinase 9-like. Bases 106 to 1308 code for a protein of 400 amino acids. Gene Ontology annotation, biological process: protein phosphorylation. Gene Ontology annotation, molecular function: ATP binding; cyclin-dependent protein serine/threonine kinase activity. The record is from RefSeq and is a predicted model, not a curated record. The transcript has 2 exons. NCBI's taxonomy places the organism in Eukaryota, Metazoa, Arthropoda, Insecta, Diptera, Culicidae. Gene Ontology annotation, cellular component: nucleus.
GGAAAGUGACAAACGUUAAUCUGCCAAUGCAAAAGUAAACAAGUUGCUAUGUGGAUUGCUGUUCAUUUUACAAUUUAAUUCGUGGUUUGACUGUUUAGACUGAAAAUGAGCACUAGUGGACGCGAUUGGCAUUCCUCCGGGGUCCAAAUGUCCACCUCAAGUACGGUUCUCAGUUUAACGGAAAAGCAGAAGUACAUCGAAGAUUAUGACUUCCCGUAUUGUGACGAAUCAAGCAAAUAUGAAAAAGUGGCGAAAAUCGGUCAGGGAACUUUUGGGGAGGUAUUCAAGGCUCGAGAGAAGAAAUCGAACAAGAAGUUUGUCGCCAUGAAGAAAGUUUUGAUGGAUAAUGAGAAGGAAGGUUUCCCGAUAACGGCACUUCGGGAGAUUCGGAUUUUGCAGCUGCUGAAACACGAGAAUGUUGUCAAUCUAAUUGAGAUCUGUCGCACUAAAGCAACAGCGAACAAUCGGUACAGAUCAACGUUCUACCUAGUGUUCGACUUCUGUGAACAUGAUUUGGCUGGUUUGCUUUCGAAUAUUAAUGUGAAGUUCAGUUUAGGCGAAAUCAAGAAAGUUAUGCAGCAGCUGCUGAACGGAUUGUACUACAUUCAUAGUAAUAAGAUUCUGCAUCGUGAUAUGAAGGCAGCUAACGUUCUGAUCACCAAAAAUGGAGUGCUCAAAUUGGCAGAUUUCGGAUUAGCACGAGCAUUUAGUAUUACCAAGAAUGGGCAAGCGAAUAGAUACACGAAUCGUGUUGUUACUCUCUGGUACCGGCCACCUGAGCUUUUGCUUGGCGAUCGAAACUAUGGUCCGCCUGUUGAUAUGUGGGGCGCUGGUUGUAUUAUGGCUGAAAUGUGGACCCGAUCUCCAAUCAUGCAGGGUUCUACAGAGCAACUGCAACUAAUUUUCAUUUCCCAGCUUUGUGGAAGCUUCACUCCAGAGGUUUGGCCCGGGGUAGAGCAUUUGGAGCUGUAUCAGAAGAUGGAGCUGCCACUUAAACAAAAGCGGAAGGUACGUGAUCGUUUGCGACCGUACGUGAAGGAUUCCAAUGGAGUGGAUCUGCUCGAUAAGUUACUGAUUUUGGAUCCGAAGGAACGCAUCGAUGCCGACUCGGCGCUCAAUCAUGAUUUCUUCUGGACCGAUCCGAUGCCAUGUGAUCUUAGCAAAAUGUUGUCGCAACACACGCAGAGUAUGUUCGAGUAUUUAACGCCCCCCAGAAGAGCCUGUCAGAUGAGGCAGUAUCAGCAGCAAAUGGUAAACACCAUGCAAACGCGGCCACAGGAUAAUAGCUAUCAGGAUCGUGUUUACUGAAUACAUUCUGUUUGUAUAAUCCUAUUUCAGUUUUCUUUGAUAACAUAUUUAGGAGGAAUGAACAAAGUCUACCCAUCUAAAACAGAAUAGUAAGUGUAGAUUUAGACUGCACCUUAUUGCUCCAUAUUGAGCAGAAAUCCAAAAAAAAAAUACAGUUAACGUCUUAUUAACAUACAUAUUAGGUACAUAGGUUCGUAAACUUACUCUUGGAUUAUCAUUAGUUAUUAGAAAUAAAUGAAUUUAUAAACAUACUAAA